AUGGAUGGAACAUUCAAAAGCUGCAGUAAGUAAUUUAGUUAAAUAUAUACCGUUCAUAUCGAUAUUGGUAGUCGUCAGAGGAGACAAAUACAAUUCCAUUGAUAUUUGCGUUACUUUCUAACAAAACCAAAGAGACAUAAGAUAUGUUAUUUGCAUCAAUGAAAGAGAAACUACCAAAUUGGAAACCGUCUUUAAUUAAACUGGAUUUUGAACAGGCAGUGAUUGGUGCCUUAGAAAAUAAUUUUCCCGAAGCAAAAAUUUCUGGUUGUAAUUUUCAUUUCAAGCAAUGUAUAUGGAAAAAUGUUGGACUUGUUUCUGAAUACACUGACAACGAAAAGAUACGUUUGCACAUAAGAAUGUGAGCUGCGUUAGCGUAUUUACCCAUAGAAGAUAUCGAUGUUAGCUGGUUAUGAUUUCAAGAAACCUCUCCUAUUUCUAAAAAAAAUGGAACAGUUUUAUGACUACUUUGUCAAACAAUGAUAUGUGAAAUUGCCAUGACCAAAGACAUGGCAGUAAUAACGUUUUAG
Molecule: messenger RNA, 527 nt
Organism: Diabrotica balteata
Lineage: Eukaryota; Metazoa; Arthropoda; Insecta; Coleoptera; Chrysomelidae
Source: the annotation of a GenBank genome assembly